Linnemannia hyalina is the source of this 1647-nucleotide messenger RNA. The record is from the annotation of a GenBank genome assembly. Lineage: Eukaryota; Fungi; Mortierellomycota; Mortierellomycetes; Mortierellales; Mortierellaceae.
AUGAGACUCUUCGGCAAACCUUACUUUGAAUCCUGCACAUCCCCAACCCAUUUCAACUACGCCGAUUUUCUAUCCUGGAACCGGGCCGACUCUUCCUUAACAAAACAAAAGGCACGCAACUACUGGAAGAACGCCAUCGACAAGUUCGAAAAGAGCACACUCCAGGUUCUACAGGAUGCCGCGAGGAAGAUGAAUAAGGAGUGGACGACUGGGGAACAUAUCCAGUUUGAGGAAGAUUUCUUUGGGCAGCAGGUGGAGGAAAGAAAGUUGGAAAGGACGAGGAGGAAGGUGCAUCAGGUGGUGGACCAUGUUAUUUCGAAGAGGCAGCGGUUGAGGUAUCAAGAGGAGGGGUUGGUGCUUGAUAAGGCGUUGGCGCAGACGAGGUCGGAUGAGGACGGGGAUGUGGAGGACAAUGGAGAGAGGCGGCAUCAGAAAAAGGAGCAGCAGCAACAGCGUUUAUAUCAGGUUGAGGAAGAUCGAUUGUCGUCAAGGACGGCAGAGGAUGACCGGACCAUCCAUUCACUCGAUCUCUUAUCAUCCGACUCGAUCGAUCCAGACUAUCAUGCAGGCAACGUAUCGGUCAGCUCGGUCGACUUUUCGGACAUUACACCUCUGCUAAUGGACUAUUUGGUCGGUCCAGGAUCAGUCAAUGCCAGCCCCUCAGGAGAGUCGUUUUACAUUGUCGACGGCGUCAACAUCUCAAAGACACUGUUUGCCCUCAGGAAAGAGAAUGUCUUGACCCACGCCACCAUGACCUACGCGGACGGCACCGACAUCAUGUCACUCAACUUUAUUUUUUUCGACAAACGCCUCGGACCACUACGGGAUGAGCGGAAGAAACGCUGGAGCAGGAGCCUGACAGAGGAGGAAUCUGGGUUGGUAUGCAAGAUGGCGGAGGAGUUUUGUGGGAAAGAGUUUGACGAGUGUGAGCUGGCAAUGCGACAGCUCUCAGGCACAGCAUCGGCGACAGUACUUCGAUCCAGGAUAUACAGCUACAUCCUCAACCUGCUGUCGUCACGGUUCCUUUGGCAAACACCACCAUUCUUUGACAGGACCAAUGAGGAUACAUUCACAGAUCGAUACUACCGGCCCUGGAUCAACGCCUUCUUUGGAGACCUCGACGGAGCAGCACUGCAUUGGGGUCGGGACCGCCUAGAGUGCGGCGAUGGAGUCAGCCAAGAAGUUCUCAUCCCCGAUAUGAUGGUCACCACAACCCACCAACCCCAGCGAACAGUCCUCCUCUGCGAGAUCAAAAAAGUCGGCAGCUCCCAACAGGACAAACAACGAGACGUUGUCAAACUCUUUAUCGAGAUGAAACGCAGUCUAGACGGCCUACUUCGCGCAGGAGUAGACGGCAAAGUGAUUGGGAUCCUGGGUCAGGAUUUCCGAGUGGACGUAUGGAUGAUGGACCUUCCCUACGAGGCAAUAUACCUCCCAACACAUCUCGGGUCAUUUGAUAUCCUGUUCUCAAGGUAUCAAAUCGGGUCGCUUCUGGCGAUGGCCCCACCUUUGCUGGCUGCUCGCGAGAUUAUAAAGUCGACAUUGGAGGAUGUGAAGGCGUUGAGGAGGAGACAGAGACCUGUUAAGGAGACUUGGGUGCGCGGCACGUUCAAUGUCCAGCCCAAUGUCGUCAUUUCCGCAGACUAA